AUGGCCGGGCUUGGCGUCUUGAUCCUGGUUGCGUUGCUCGGCGCCGUGGCUGCGGCGGCAGGGGCUUCGUCCUAUGGCAAUCCUCCAACUCCAAGCCCAUCCCCGCCCGCCCCGGCUCCUCGUCCGCGCCUCAAGUUCGGCUUCUACAAGAACUCGUGCCCUCCCGCCGAGGUCAUCGUCCGGGACGCCGUCAGGGACGCCACCAUGCUCAACCCCGGCCUCGGCGCCGGCCUCAUCCGCAUGGCCUUCCACGACUGCUUCGUCCAGGGCUGCGACGCCUCCGUGCUGCUGGACCCGACGCCGGCCAACCCGCGCCCGGAGAAGCUCGGCCCGCCCAACUUCCCCAGCCUGCGCGGCUUCGAGGUCAUCGACGCUGCCAAGGCCGCGCUCGAGAGGUACUGCCCCGACGUCGUCUCCUGCGCCGACGUCGUCCAGUUCGCCGCCCGCGACGCCGCCUUCUUCCUCAGCGGCUACAGGGUCGACUACAGGCUCCCCGCGGGGCGCUUCGACGGCCGCGUGUCUUUGGAGAACGAGACGCUCGCCUUCCUGCCCCCGCCGUCCUUCAACCUCACGGAGCUCGUCGACAGCUUCAGGGUCAAGGGCCUCGACGUCGACGACCUCGUCGUGCUCUCCGGCUCCCACACCAUUGGCCGCUCCCACUGCUCGUCCUUCUCCGACCGCAUCUCCACGCCGCCGUCCGACAUGGAACCGGGCCUCGCCACCACCCUCAAGGGGCAGUGCCCGGCCAACCCCAACUUCACCAACGACCCCACGGUGGUGCAGGACAUCGUCACCCCCGACAAGCUCGACAACCAGUACUACAAGAACCUUCUCAACCACAAGGUGCUCUUCAACUCCGACGCGGCGCUGCUGGCGUCGACGCAGACGGCGAGGAAGGUGGUGGAGAACGCGUUCGUGCGCGGGAGGUGGGAGAAGAAGUUCGCCAAGGCCAUGGUCAAUAUGGCCGCCAUCGAGAUCAAGACUGCCGACAACGGCGAGAUCAGGAAGAACUGCCGCAUGGUCAACUAAGGUGCAACCAACAUUCCACGACUCCGAGAAGUCGCCACCUGCAGUUUUUUUUUCUUUCUUUCGAUUAACCCGUUCAUGUUGCAACUAGCAUCUUAUUGGCCGGCCUGUUGCGAUUAUUUCUUCAGAAGCAUGCACAUGCACGUGGCUUGAUUCUUUCGUUGCAGUUUCAGAUGAUGAGGUUGUUGGAUUUUUGUGCUGAAUUAUACUUC
This is a messenger RNA of Panicum virgatum (switchgrass), 1238 nucleotides long. Its product is annotated as peroxidase 2-like. Lineage: Eukaryota; Viridiplantae; Streptophyta; Magnoliopsida; Poales; Poaceae. Bases 1 to 1029 code for a protein of 342 amino acids. The record is from RefSeq and is a predicted model, not a curated record. The transcript has a single exon. Gene Ontology annotation, molecular function: peroxidase activity; heme binding. Gene Ontology annotation, biological process: hydrogen peroxide catabolic process; response to oxidative stress. Gene Ontology annotation, cellular component: plasmodesma; plant-type cell wall.